Molecule: messenger RNA, 2385 nt
Organism: Zea mays
Lineage: Eukaryota; Viridiplantae; Streptophyta; Magnoliopsida; Poales; Poaceae
Product: lipid phosphate phosphatase 3
Exons: 9
Coding region: 1099-2031 (310 amino acids)
Biological process (GO): phospholipid dephosphorylation; phospholipid metabolic process
Cellular component (GO): membrane
Molecular function (GO): phosphatidate phosphatase activity
Source: RefSeq, a predicted model, not a curated record
GAAAGAGCCCCAGCCCGCAGGGAGUCAAGUAGUCAACCGUUCUGCCCGCUCCCCCUCACACAAAAGGCAAACCACCCGCCACCGUCGGCAGACGGCAACUACUUUCAUUUCGUCGUCGUCGCCCGCCCCCACCCGCUCCUCCACUCCACCACCACCGGACAGAUACGGAUGUCUCCGCCCGCACAUCCACUUCACAAACGAAAACCCGCAGCAAACGCUAGCAGCGGCGGCGCCGGCAGUUGGUAGCCGCGACCGAGACACGGCGGGUGACCUGCCCCGCCGCAGUCGGGGUGUAUGUAUUACCACCGCCAGAAUUCCAGGAGACGAGGAUCGAGGAGGCACCGAUCCGUAGCGGCGAUAUCGUAGAGCCGCUGGUCUCACGCCGCACCGUGAGUUCUUCGUUCCUGUUCCUUCCCUUCCCUUCCUCCGCUUCCGCGAAAGCUGAACAUCACUUUCCCCCCCUUUUUCUUGCUAAAGUUAUCUGAAGCCAUUGUUCUUUGUAAUUCUAUACGGUUCCGGCCAUGGAAUCAUUUGAUUUCCUCCCUGCUAUGUCCCAUUUGGUAGACAGUAGACUAGUGGUACUAUCUCGGACUCCCACCAUGAGUAUCCUUGGGUGACUCUAGUUUAGGGAUAGGUCUCUUUUCAGAUAAUUAGGGUGAUUUUGGGUGCAACUUCAAUUCCGCUCAGCUUGUGUCGCUACUCUAACAAAUUACCUCGCAUACUAGAAAGAAGUUUUUCAUCCUUUUGCUGAUAGCCUGAUAUAUUCUUUGCUGUAUGUGGAUGUGGACGUGGAUGUGAUUUUCAAGUGGAUGGCAUGGGUCCUUUGGCUCUAGAUAUUUUUCUAAGUUUUGUCUGGGGGUAACAUAAAUAAUACAGACACGAUUAGAUAAUUCAGUCCACCUGGACUGUGGUUUGAGACUUCGAUGUCACUAGCCACUCCUAGGUCACUAUCCACCUGUACUGUAAUUGCCGGGAAACAACAAGACUACCGGGCAACUACUACUAGUCGAGGCCAAUAAAUUUGAGUGGAACUCUUGACCCACUCGAUCAAAUUCGAGGGAAACCCUCCCCCCAACAGAAAGGAGAUUCGAGGAGACAAUGGCAGACCAGUUAGGGUCUUACACUAUUAGAUCCCAUGGAAUGAUAUUGGCAAGGUUGCACAUGUAUGACUGGAUAAUACUUCUCCUCCUUGCUGUCAUAGACGGGCUGUUGAAUAUAAUUGAACCAUUUCACCGUUUUGUUGGGAAAGACAUGAUGACUGACUUGAGAUAUCCUAUGAAGGGCAAUACAGUGCCAUUUUGGGCUGUUCCACUGAUUGGAAUUAUACUGCCUUGGGCCAUCUUUGUUGGGAUUUACUUCAAAAAGAAGAAUUUUUAUGAUUUGCACCAUGGCAUACUGGGGAUUCUAUACUCAGUGCUGAUAACUGCAGUGAUUACUGAUGCAAUUAAGGAUGGUGUUGGACGGCCUCGUCCAGAUUUUUUCUGGCGCUGUUUCCCUAAUGGAAAUGAUGUUUAUGAUAACAUUACUACUGGUGUUAUAUGCAAUGGAGUGAAGAGCGUAAUCAAGGAAGGCCACAAGAGCUUUCCCAGUGGACACAGUUCAUGGUCUUUUGCUGGUCUAGGCUUCCUUGCAUGGUACUUAGCUGGGAAACUCACAGCCUUUGACCGCAAAGGGCAUAUUGCGAAGCUAUGCAUUGUGUUCCUGCCUCUCCUUACUGCCGCACUUGUGGCUGUUUCUCGAGUGGACGACUACUGGCAUCAUUGGCAAGAUGUAUUUGCAGGGGGUCUUAUAGGUCUUACAGUUGCUUCGUUUUGCUACCUACAGUUUUUCCCAUAUCCUUUCGAUGGCGAUGCUUUGUGGCCUCACGCAUACGCGGUCCGGUUAGCCGAGGAGGGGAACAGCAGAAAUGCGAACUCAUACAGCGUGAGACCAACCGAAAUCGAAACAGUCGAUAUUCCUGGGCACGGUGGGAUCAUCACCCUAAGAGAUACUCUAAACGAUGUGGAGUCUGGCAGUGCCAGGAGAUUGUGAGAUGGGUCUGCAGGUGUGGAGAUUGAUGUCUCAGAUACCAUGGGAGUUGCUUGCAUAUGUGUACAGGUAGAUCUAUUGUAGAGCUGUUGACUGCUGCCACCGUGAUAGGGGAGGGUUGUUUAGACGGGCCUGGCAGUAAAUUUACUUGGUAGGGUGCUGUUUCUUCUGAGAACCUUUGGCUUUUGUUUGUAUAUAUGCUCUUAUCAAAGUGUUGAGUUCAGAGUUGUGGUUAAAGUUUGUUUGCUGACACUCUUUGUAACCAGUUUGGUCGCUGCAUUCAGCAACUAUGAUCUGAUCAGAUGUUGCCCAGUCUACUGUUGUUCUUAUAUUAAGCGUGAAAUUCAUUUGUCACCA